Etheostoma spectabile (orangethroat darter) is the source of this 1888-nucleotide messenger RNA. RefSeq names its product mesoderm specific transcript (gene mest). The record is from RefSeq and is a predicted model, not a curated record. The transcript is spliced from 12 exons. The coding region runs from base 306 to 1355 and encodes 349 amino acids. Gene Ontology annotation, molecular function: monoacylglycerol lipase activity. NCBI's taxonomy places the organism in Eukaryota, Metazoa, Chordata, Actinopteri, Perciformes, Percidae. Gene Ontology annotation, biological process: acylglycerol catabolic process. Gene Ontology annotation, cellular component: membrane.
GUACGUAGCCCUUUAAACGAAGAUUGUGUAUGAAUUUUGAUGAGUCACUCGUCUUGGUUUCUUAACGGGUGAAACCAGAGACUGCAUAGGUGAAACCCACACAACUAAACCUUUGGGGAACCCAACAGAGUGUCAACAGAGUGAGACGUUAUCUCUUUUUCUCUUUUCUUCGAACCGCGGAUCCUUUCCGCUCUGCAGGAAUUCCUAGUGCGCUGUAUGGACUCUAAACACUGGGCGAAGGUCUGCUAACGACAGGUCGCAACAUUUCUAGGCAGGAAUGAAUCUCCCCUACCGCUGAGCUCAAGAUGAGAGAGUGGUGGGUUCAUGUGGGUUUGAUCUGCAUCCCGCUGGUGGCCGUGUACCUGCACAUCCCGCCCCCUCAGCUGUCACCUGCCCUGCAAAAGUGGCAUAGUGCCGGGGAGGUGUUCCAUUUCAGAGGCAGGGAGAUCUUCUACAGAGAUGCCUACGGGGCUUUGGGAAGCUCCGAUGUGGUCAUUCUGCUCCAUGGCUUCCCCACCUCCAGCUUCGACUGGAACAAGAUUUGGGAGCCACUCACACAGCGCUUCCAUCGAGUCAUUGCACUGGACUUCCUGGGCUUUGGCUUCAGUGACAAGCCUCGACCCCACAGGUACUCCAUCUUCGAGCAGGCCAGUGUGGUGGAGGCCCUGGUGGCUCACCUGGGUCUGAGCAACCAGCGAGUGAAUCUGGUGUCCCAUGACUAUGGAGACACUGUGGCCCUGGAGCUGCUCUUCAGGUAUGUGCAUGAUGAAUUGCUGACUGCCCUUCCCUCUCCCUCUUUUUACUCAUCAUGCACCCAAACCAGGACUGACCAAAACCGCACAGGACACCUCAUCAUUAACAGCCUGUGUCUUUCUAAUGGAGGAUUAUUCCCAGAAACACAUUACCCGCGUUUGCUGCAGAAGCUUCUGAAGGACUCAAGUUUUCUGGCUCCAGUUCUGACCCGUCUCACCAACUAUAUGAUCUUCCAAAAAGGGAUUGGAGACGUGUUUGGCCCGUACACGCAGCCCACAGACGCUGAGUUCUGGGACAUGUGGACAGGUUUACGCUACAACGACGGCAACUUAGUGAUGGACAGUAUUCUGCAAUACAUCAACCAGAGAUUAAAACACAGAGAGCGAUGGGUGGGCGUGCUCACUUCCACCUUCGUCCCACUGCACAUGAUCUACGGACCCCUGGACCCAGUCAACCCUCAUCCUCAGUUCAUCCGUCUUUACCAGCAACUGGUCCAGAGGUCGACGGUCACCAUUUUGGAUGAACACAUCAGUCACUAUCCUCAGCUGGAAGAUCCCACUGGCUUCCUCAAUGCGUAUUUCAACUUUAUUCACUCUUUCUGAAGGGAUACCAAAUGCAAAAACCAAUGUUCAUGAAUUAUUUAAUACCCUUAACAAGUGGUUUGGUACUUUAGCAACACUUUGAGGUGAUAAACAGCCACGUGAGGUGCAAUGACUUUCCCUGAUGAAUGCAACUAGAAGUAACGCUGCAUCAGUUUGAGAUUUAUUCACGAGUGAUUGGCUAAUCUACCAGCAUCAAACCCUAAAAUACCAACUACUGCCCUGGAAGACAUCUAAUGUGAGCUAGAAACAUUAUUCAUUGUGCUUAAUGCAACAACUGAAAUCACUAAUCUGAUGGUAGCACUGCUAGUUUAUGCCCCUCUUUCAACAGGAUAGUGAAAGUUAUAGGUUGUGCUAUUAUUGACGUUAUCUGUGGGACAUUGUUCUGAUUCCCUCCAUUUUCUGUUGCUCUUUUGAGUCCUGCAAUCAGCUGCACUCUAAAUGAAGAUGAUUUGAUGAUUUUCUACAUUUCUCUUGAUGUCAAUGAAAAACCUAAAUGUCAACUUUUCUUCAAAUAAAACUAGUUUUGUAUAAAA